Messenger RNA from Suillus clintonianus, 1337 nucleotides. Its product is annotated as NADP-dependent oxidoreductase domain-containing protein. Gene Ontology annotation, molecular function: oxidoreductase activity. The transcript is spliced from 9 exons. The record is from RefSeq and is a predicted model, not a curated record. NCBI's taxonomy places the organism in Eukaryota, Fungi, Basidiomycota, Agaricomycetes, Boletales, Suillaceae. Bases 279 to 1097 code for a protein of 272 amino acids.
AUCAGAGAACCGGUGAGAAAGUUACAUUGUCUCUUAUACUAUUACAUGAUAAUAUAUGCAGAACAUAUCCUUUAUUUUUGUCACUUAAAGCCAUACAAAGUCCUAUAUCAUAACCAAAAGCCUCGGCAAUCUACGUAGUGCACCCUAAAGAGCUCAUCCGUUCUCUGCGCAGCUAAAGGGUUCAUCAGUUCGCUGUGCCCCUGUACGUCCCGGACCCGCAUAAAUAGCUAGCCCGUUCCUUGUCUUUACCCCUUGUCUUUACCCCCCAGUUCUAAAUCAUGGUUGAAGCAGACGUUACACUCUCCAGUGGCCACACAAUGCCCACUCUUGGGCUUGGUGUCUAUAUGAACGAGGAAUGCGCGGAAGCUUGUCAGGUUGCCCUUCAAAACGGUUACCGAAUGAUCGAUGGGGCCCGGUACUACGAGAAUGAAGUUCAAGUCGCUGUUGGGGUGAAGAAAAGUGGUAUUAAGCGCGAAAACGUCUUUAUCACUUCCAAAGUCAUCCACACCGAUUUCACCUAUGAUGGCACGACGGCUGCUCUGAAAGAUUCGAUCGCGAACCUUGGAUCAUCGUAUUAUGAUUUAUACCUGACCCACAGUCCCAUUGGAGGUAAGGAAGCCCGUCUUUCCGCUUACAAGGCCCUUUUGGACGGCAAGGCCAGCGGACUGAUCAGAUCUGUCGGUGUCUCCAAUUAUUCAGCAAAGCACAUAGAAGAGAUUCGUGAGGCUGGUCUAGAGAUGCCUGUUGUGAACCAAAUAGAGUUGCAUCCGUUCUGCCAACAAAAACCCAUCGUCGAAUAUUGUAUCAAGCACAACAUCAUUGUCCAAGCAUAUUCCCCUCUUGUGCGCGGUGCUUUCGACAACCCAGUCAUUCAGGAACUCUCCGCAAAGUACUCCAAAGAUCCUGCUCAAAUUCUUGUCAGGUGGUCUUUACAGCGAGGAUUUGUGCCUCUACCCAAAUCCUCCCAGCCCGAGCGUAUCAUAUCCAACGGCCAAGUAUAUGGUUGGAACAUUGAAACUGCGGAUAUGGAAAAGCUUGACGCGCUGGACCGCGGGACGGAGGGCGCAAUCACAUGGAAUCCAGUCGAUGCCGAUUAAGGAGUCAGGGUCAACCACCUCACAGGCACCUCCUUGUCAUCACAAAUUGUACGUAGGAAUGUACCAAUAUGAGCGAAGAAUACAAUUCCAUCGUAUGCAAUAUAACAACAUUCGAACACAACAGAAAGAUACAGCAACCACCACAAUAAACAAUCGCGGUUUGCUCCGACAGAAGGUUAAUAGGAGGUCAACAAGAGAGAAAAUCUGUAUUGGUAGAGUCUAGAAAAUGAGCAUACAUCG